Messenger RNA from Aethalodelphis obliquidens (Pacific white-sided dolphin), 1026 nucleotides. It is a transcript of the gene GABARAPL2, whose product is annotated as GABA type A receptor associated protein like 2. Lineage: Eukaryota; Metazoa; Chordata; Mammalia; Artiodactyla; Delphinidae. Bases 155 to 508 code for a protein of 117 amino acids. The transcript is spliced from 4 exons. The record is from RefSeq and is a predicted model, not a curated record.
GAAGUCCCGCCUGCCGUGUAGUCGCCGCCGCCGCCGCUACCGCUGCCGCCGCCGCCGCCGCCGCCGCCGCCGUCGUCGUCGUUGUUGUGGUUGGUGCGCUGAGCUCCGCGGCUCCGAGAGCCGGCUGCAUCCUUUCCCCGCUGCCGCCGCCGCCAUGAAGUGGAUGUUCAAGGAGGACCACUCGCUGGAACACAGAUGCGUGGAAUCUGCGAAGAUCCGAGCGAAAUAUCCCGACCGGGUUCCGGUGAUUGUGGAAAAAGUCUCAGGCUCUCAGAUUGUUGACAUUGACAAACGGAAGUAUCUGGUUCCAUCUGACAUCACUGUGGCUCAGUUCAUGUGGAUCAUCAGGAAAAGGAUCCAGCUUCCUUCUGAAAAGGCAAUAUUCCUGUUUGUGGAUAAGACAGUCCCACAGUCCAGCCUAACUAUGGGACAGCUUUACGAGAAGGAAAAAGAUGAAGAUGGAUUCUUGUAUGUGGCCUACAGUGGAGAAAACACUUUUGGUUUCUGAGGGCCAGUGCUGGGCUAGGUGCACCAUUCCUGCUUGUGUAUCUUGUAAAUAGCUGGCCAUUUUCAGUUACUAUACCAGAACCUCUUAACAUAGACCUAUCAGUGCAUUUGUAACUGGAUUUAUUUCUUAAUAUAUUGGAAGGUAUUGUUUCCUUAGACUAGUAAAUUAUCAUACAGAGUUUUAUUUUGAGUUUUUCUUUUUGUGCACUGUCCUCAUGGCUAUACUCUCCAGGGAACUUGUUCCUCUGGGAAUCUUAUUUAACGAAGAUAUUUCCAUAUUGAAGAGAGGUAGGUGGGAAUUAAAAUGAAAGGGAGGGAGAUGAUGCAUUUAUUCUCGAUUAUGUUUGAGGUGUUAGAUGGCUAAGUAUUAAAAGCAUCCAAAUUAAAUCCUUAGCAAUCAGAACACUUGCUUCACUAGAUUUUGCCAACUGCCAAUCAUGUUGGACUGAGCUAAUCUGUUCCUCUUUCUGAAACUGUUAAGGUAAAUAAUUAACAAUAAAACUUCCUCUUAUAAAGGCA